AUGUUCCGGGUUCUACAUCACUUCACAACCACAUGGCUGCUGUUUCAAAUUAUCACUUACUGUCAAGGAGCAAUUCAUUGGACUUUCUUCCCAUCAGUUCCUGAGAAUAUUACUAAAAAUACUUUUCCUGUUACUAUUAAAUCUACAUAUAGCUCCAAAUCUGACAUUAUUCUAAUAAAAUGUCCUGAUUAUGAUUACAAACAUAGUAAUGAAAAUGAUAAAUUUACAGAGAAUAAAAAACUGACAAAUUUUGGUGUAUCAUUUGAAGGAACCACUCAUAUUUUUAUUUGGACACCACUGUCAUAUAAUGCAACAACAUAUAGUAUAAUCACUUGUGGAGAAGUUGCUAUAAAACGUGAUGAAGAAAAUCAUAUGCAUAAAAAUUGGAAGUUUAAAUACAAUUGGCAGUCUCAACCAAAACCAUUAGAAAUAGCAAAGAGAGAAAAAAUAUCAAAAACACUUCCUUCACAUAAUAAUUGUAGCAACGAUCCAACUAAAAUUGUUAAAUUUACCAAAGAUAAACAAGGCAAUAUGAAACGUCUCAAUAUAAAUAAUGGUGAAUUAAAGGAAGCAGAUGAAAUACCUCAUGCCAAUAAAUUGUAUUACUAUUUUGUUGUACCUGAUGAUAAUUCUAUUCUGGAACAUGUACCUCCUUGUGCAAUUAUAAAAGCAGUUAAUGAUAAACCAGAAAUAAAAAUUAAUGGUCAAGAACAUCCAGUAUCUCCUAAGAAUAGCAAAAUUCAUGUUCUUAAAAGAAAAACAAUGACGGAAGUUUUCAAUAUAAAACUUCACUUGAUGUCUCCAGAUGCUCCUGAUUUUUAUAAAGGUGAAAAAAUUUUAAUGAAAGAAAUGAGAUACACAGAAUCAAGUAUUAAAGAUAUACCAAAUACUGAUGAAAUGAUAAUGGACAGCCUUACUUUAAAUCAAUUUAAAAUACUGAAGUUUAGUUACAACUAUCCAACAAUUGAAAAUGAUAACGUUGUAGAAAAAAUAUAUUAUUUUGGACCAAUGAAGGAUGAUUAUAAAUUUCCAAAUCAGGACGUAUUAUAUCUGGCAAAUGAAACGUCCAUUCAACCAAAUUGUACCAUUAAUGGAAUCACUUAUGGAUAUUUUGAAUCUGUUACUUAUGAAAAUAAAACUAUUAAAUUAAAUGAAUUUAUUAAUAAUGAAAAAGAUAAUUUUAAACGUUAUGGAGAUUAUAUUAUUUUAAAAAAUAAUAAAACCAACAUGAUAUCUUUAAUGUGCCGUUAUAUUACUCCAACUGGAACUGUUACAUUAACUCAAACAUUUAUAAAAGGAAAAAAAGUAUUUAUGGGAAAAAAUGAAAAAGGUGAAGAUUUAUAUAAAAUUUUAUCACAAACUGAUGGAUCAGAAUAUGAAAAAAAAAUGGCUGAUAAAAAAAAGGAAAUGGAAUCUAUGAAAAAAUCUUUUAUUGAUAAAUUAAUUGAUUAUAUUGGUAUUGGUGGUACAUAUGGACUUAUUGGUGGUAUAUCUCUAUUUAUUAUUAUUAUAAUAAUAAUUAUUAUUUUAUUAUGUUAUUUCAAAUCAAUUAAACCACGUCUUAUCAGAAAAAAAAUUCAAAAAACUUAUCCCAAUAUAUUUGAAUUAUGGAAUGAUAUAUCAAAACAAAAAUUAGAAAAAUAUUCACAAAUUGGUGUUAAAAGAGAUUAUGUUGCUGAUCGUGAACAAUGCCAUGAUUAUAAAAAGACAUGUGAAGGUUUUGAAGAAAUAUUUACUGACACAACUUCCUUAUUUAAUAAUGAAUUAGUUAAAUGUUAUAAAGAUAUUAAUGGAGCAAUAACUGCCUAUUAUAUUGAUAAAAUAUCACCUCAAAAAAAAUAUAUCAUUUCUGAUGGACCAUCAAAUAAUAAUAUUAAUUAUUUUUGGGAACUGUUGUAUCGUGAAAAUGUUAAAGUUAUUGUGGCAUUUAUUGAUAUUGAAGAUGACUAUGUAAAUUAUUGGCCAAAAAAAUCUUCUCAAAAAUAUGGUAAUAUUAAUGUUGAAUUUAUUAAAAAUUUGUCUGCUAAUGAUAUUUCACAUUUAUCUAUUUAUCAUUUUCAAAUGACUGUUGAUGUUGGUAAACCAAAAGAAAUAACAUUAUUUCAUAUUAAUAAUUGGAAAGAACAUGAAUUACCUAAAACUGAUUUAUAUAUUACAAAAUUAUAUGAUGUUAUUUCUUCAUAUUCAGGCAAUAAUAUUACACUUAUUCAUUCAUCAAAACAACCUGAUUCACGUUCAUAUAUUUACCUAUACUUUUCUUGUGUCUAUGAAGUUAUGAAAGAAAAAAAGAAUAUAUCUAAUCCUAUGGAAAUUAUUAAAGAUAUUCGUGAAAAUUUUUAUGGUGGUAGUAUUUCUGCUAUUGAAUAUGCAUUUAUUAUCAAGUCACUUAUAUCAUAUUUUAUGGAAAAAAAUGUGCUUCUUGAUUUAAUUAAUCAUGGUUUAGAAUUUAAUGAGCAAUAUAAAAAAUAUAAAUACAAGUAUGAUUCACGUAUUAUUUAUAAGAAUGAAAAAGUUAAAUAUUUUAUCAGAUUUGUUAAUAUGAUUGAUCGUGGAAAAUUAAGAUAUCUUUAUGAUAAAUUUAUCAUAACAAAAAAAAUUGAUAAAAAAUAUAUUACCAAAAAAUGUUCUCGUUUUUAUGCUAUACUUCAAACUCCUAACAAAACCAAAAUACGCCAUCCAGAACUACCAUGUUAUGAUAAGCAUUCAAUAAAUAUUGGUGGAAAAGAAUGUAAGCAUAUUGAUAGAUUUAUUAAUGCUAAUGAAAUGAUUUAUAAAUAUGGUAAUGGUAAAGAAAGAAAAAUUAUCAUGUGUCAGGCACCUGUAAGAGCAACUGUUGAUGAUACAUAUGAUAUGUUUUAUAGAUAUCGUGUUAAAGUUGUUAUUUUACUUGUAAGUAAAGAAGAAAUUGAUGUUUUAGAUAAAUGUCAUUUCAAAUCAUAUCCUGAUAAUAAUAAAUUUGUUCAAUCAGCUAAUUAUGUUCUUAUAAAUAGAACUAGUAUUAGUGAUAAAAAUAGUUGCUUUUAUGAACAUGAUUGUGAGCUUCAACAUAUAGCCACAAAAAAAACAUUACUUCUAAAAUUAAUUCAAUAUAUGGAUUGGCCUAAUAAAAAUAUACCUGUUGAUAGAAAAACAUUAUAUGGAUUAUAUAAAAGAGCUGUUGAAUUAUGUAAAAAUGAUUAUUUGGUAAUACAGUGUAGUUCAGGUGUUGGAAGAUCUGGUACACUUGCAAUGAUCAUCCACAUGAUUGAUACAAUCGACAAGGAAAACCCAUUUGAUCCCUUCAAAAGUUUGGACUUUAUAAGGCAACAUCGUUUUAAAGGAGUCCAAACAAUAAGUCAAUUUUUCCUUGCUCUUUGUAUUCUUUAUCAACAUUUUAAAGAUGAAAUUAAAUUUGUUGAUCGAAAAUUAUAUGAUCAAUUUAUGGAAUUGACACAAAUUGUCUUUGAUGGAGAAAAAUUAAGUUAUUGCUAA
Strongyloides ratti is the source of this 3471-nucleotide messenger RNA. Its product is annotated as Protein-tyrosine phosphatase, receptor/non-receptor type domain and Protein-tyrosine/Dual specificity phosphatase domain and Protein-tyrosine phosphatase, catalytic domain-containing protein. Lineage: Eukaryota; Metazoa; Nematoda; Chromadorea; Rhabditida; Strongyloididae. The record is from RefSeq and is a predicted model, not a curated record. The transcript is spliced from 3 exons. Gene Ontology annotation, biological process: protein dephosphorylation. Gene Ontology annotation, molecular function: protein tyrosine phosphatase activity. The coding region runs from base 1 to 3471 and encodes 1156 amino acids.